Lemur catta (Ring-tailed lemur) is the source of this 1149-nucleotide messenger RNA. RefSeq names its product BCL2 like 15 (gene BCL2L15). The record is from RefSeq and is a predicted model, not a curated record. Bases 270 to 776 code for a protein of 168 amino acids. The transcript is spliced from 4 exons. NCBI's taxonomy places the organism in Eukaryota, Metazoa, Chordata, Mammalia, Primates, Lemuridae. Gene Ontology annotation, biological process: regulation of apoptotic process. Gene Ontology annotation, cellular component: cytosol; nucleus.
GUACUGGCUAGGGUGUGGUUCUGAGAUAAGAAACUGAGUCUUCAACAAGUUUACCCAGUUCUGUGUAGGUAAGCUCUUCAGAGAAGUCCUACCUUUCUGAGCAGCUAUUUUUGAUGAAAGCUGGUGGGAAAGGUUCCAGGACUACAUGUCCAAUUAGGAAACUUUAUAAGAGGUAGACACAUCUGCUGGUUUACCAGUGUUUCCAACUUCCUGCUGAGCUGAAAACUGCUUGUUUUGUGGAAGAGUAAAACUCAGCAGCAAACUCUAAAAUGAAAAGCCUCCAAACUUUUGAGGAACAAACGGAAUGCAUCGUGAACGCUCUACUCAAAGACUUCUUGGGUCCAACAUUGCAGGUUGCUAACCGGGACCUAUCCUGUAUGGAUGAACCAGAUUCAGGAGAGGCUUGCUCUUUUGAUGUGGCUAUCAUUGUUGGUCGCCUCCGGAUGUUGGGUGACGAGUUUAAUGGAGAAUUGGAAGCUUCUGCCAAAAACAUCAUUGCAGGAACCACUCUGGGACAGGUAGGACCUAUACUCCAGGAUACAGUGAAAUCUCUCAGCCAGGCAUGGUGUGCUCAAGAUUCCAGCUUAGCUUAUGAGAGAGCUUUUCUGUCGGUUUCAGUGAAACUUCUUGGGUAUGUGGUCAGUGUGGCAAGACAGCAGGCAAGACUUGAAAUGGCAAGACAGGUGGUUAUCCCCAUGAUAGACAUGAUCAAUGGGAACAGAGCCAUCCGGGAAUUCAUCGAGGGCCAAGGAGGUUGGGAAAAUUUGGAGAGCUGAAGAAGAGGUAGAGCUAUUCCCCAGAGUGAACAUCACUUCCUUGACUGAUUUUGUGAUUGAUUUCUUCAUUUGGUCAGAACUGAACUUAGCUGAAUAAAUUAUUUUCUACUGAUUGUUAAAGUUGGGAGCAGCUCCCAGAGGCCUACAGAAAUUUUCUACUUUCUGUUUUUACAUUAGUUUUAAUGAAGUUCUGUUGAAACAAAGACCUCUAGACACAAAAUAAUGACUUGUUAGUAGAGGAAUUCCAGACAACAGGGCAGGCCUUUGCUGGAUAUAUUUUGGGGGAAACGGAGAACAAUGGAAACUAUUCAUUUUCUGUUUGACUAAUGAUGUACUUUUUAUGAAAUAAAAUUCUUCUGUCUGUGGAUCUGAA